UCAUGUGACGGAAAUCCCAAAUUGUCAAAACUCGAGCGAGAAUCACAAAGCCUACAAUAUUAACCUCACCAUUCUCAUCACAACCUCCACCGUCCAUUCCUAAUCCAACGGCCCACAUCCAAAAUCUCCCUCACUCACAUCAUGCCACUCCAUUAUUAUUAACCUCCCCACCCUCACUCUCCUACACCAGAUCGCGCCACCCUCCACCAUGGCUUCCAUAGCAUUCUCCACCGCCACCCUCCCCUCCCUCCGCCUCCGCCACCGCUACCGCCACUCCCCCAAACCGCCACUCCUCCGCCACUCCCUCAAACUAAAACCCUCCCUCCCUUCCAUUUCUUCAACGUUCCCACUCUCCACCCUCUCUUCCGUUCCCAGAAAACACACCACUCUCACUGUCAGAGCCUCUUCCUCCUCCUCAGCUUCCAUAACCCCAGCUCCGGUUCCCGCUCCGCCUCCGGUUCAACCAUGGCAAGGUGCCGCCAUCAAACCCCUCUUCGCUUCCUUAGCGAUCGGUACUCUACUCUGGUACUCUCCCGUGCCAGACGGAGUCUCUCGUAACGCGUGGCAAUUGCUCGCGAUUUUCUUAGGAACCAUCGUCGGCAUCAUCACGCAGCCACUGCCACUCGGCGCCGUCGCGAUUUUGGGCUUAGGAGUCUCCGUUCUCACCAAAACCCUCACGUUCGCCGCCGCUUUCUCCGGCUUCGGCGACCCAAUUCCCUGGCUUAUCUGCCUCGCUUUCUUCUUCGCCAAAGGGUUCAUCAAAACCGGCCUCGGCAACCGCGUUGCGUAUCAAUUCGUGUCACUCUUCGGUAGCUCGUCGUUGGGGUUGGGGUACAGUUUGGUUUUCAGCGAGGCCCUUUUGGCGCCGGCGAUUCCUUCCGUUUCGGCGAGGUCCGGUGGGAUUUUCCUUCCGCUGGUGAAGGCUUUGUGUGUGUCGUGUGGGAGUAACGUCGGUGAUGGAACGGAGAACAGGUUGGGGUCGUGGUUGAUGCUGACUUGCUUUCAGACAUCGGUGAUCUCGUCGGCGAUGUUUCUGACGGGAAUGGCGGCGAAUCCGCUGUGCGCCACGCUUACUUUGAACUCCAUAAACCAGACAAUUGGGUGGUUGGAUUGGGCUAAGGCUGCUAUAGUGCCUGGUUUGGCGUCGUUGAUUUUGGUGCCUUUGAUCUUGUAUGUUAUCUACCCUCCUACCCUGAAAUCUAGUCCAGAUGCACCCAAGCUUGCUAGGGAGAAGUUGCAGAAAAUGGGGCCUAUGACAACCAAUGAGAAGAUCAUGACUGUUACUCUGCUUCUAACGGUUGGACUUUGGAUUUUUGGAGGGCUUCUUGGUAUAGAUGCUGUAACUUCUGCCAUUCUCGGAUUAGCUGUACUCCUUAUCACAGGGGUUGUAACAUGGAAGGAGUGCUUAGGCGAGGGAGUUGCCUGGGACACUCUCACGUGGUUUGCUGCCCUCAUUGCAAUGGCUGGGUAUUUGAACAAAUAUGGUCUUAUUUCUUGGUUCAGUCAAACUGUAGUCAAGUUUGUUGGUGGAUUGGGUCUCUCAUGGCAACUAUCUUUCGGUAUUCUGGUCCUUCUCUAUUUCUACUCCCAUUACUUCUUUGCAAGUGGAGCUGCUCAUAUUGGUGCCAUGUUCACUGCAUUUUUGUCUGUUGCUACUGCUCUGGGGACUCCGCCAUAUUUGGGAGCCAUUGUGCUGUCCGUCCUCUCCAACCUUAUGGGUGGCCUUACUCAUUAUGGGAUCGGGUCAGCGCCGGUGUUUUUCGGUGCCAACUAUGUUCCCCUCGCUCAGUGGUGGGGGUAUGGAUUCAUUAUUAGUAUUGUUAACCUUAUAAUCUGGCUUGGACUUGGAGGAGUUUGGUGGAAAUUCAUUGGCUUGUGGUAAAGGGUAUUCUACUGCAAUAGAAAUUUGCCGGCAUAUUUAUCAAAUUUUUCAUUUUGAAUACAUUGAUGUACGAAAUCUGGUUAAUAUCAGCAGUUGAAGCUAAUUGCUAUUUUUUCCCUGAUGCUUUCCUGAAAUAAUCUUCGGGAGAUUUUGAUUCAGAUUUAGGUGGAACCUGGAUACAGUAGAUCGUUUUAGAUCUGAGGUAGAACAUUUACAUUGUUAUUGAGAUGUAAGGGGACGUCCUGGUAUUCAGGAUAUAUUGUAAUUGUAUGCCUAUUAUUAAGUUUUUCCUUAAAAAAAUUCUUAGAAUAAGUGUUGUGUUAA
Messenger RNA from Lotus japonicus, 2206 nucleotides. Its product is annotated as dicarboxylate transporter 1, chloroplastic. Gene Ontology annotation, molecular function: transmembrane transporter activity. The record is from RefSeq and is a predicted model, not a curated record. Bases 209 to 1882 code for a protein of 557 amino acids. Gene Ontology annotation, biological process: transmembrane transport. Gene Ontology annotation, cellular component: membrane. The transcript is spliced from 3 exons. Lineage: Eukaryota; Viridiplantae; Streptophyta; Magnoliopsida; Fabales; Fabaceae.